This is a messenger RNA of Arachis ipaensis, 2049 nucleotides long. RefSeq lists its product as uncharacterized. Lineage: Eukaryota; Viridiplantae; Streptophyta; Magnoliopsida; Fabales; Fabaceae. The record is from RefSeq and is a predicted model, not a curated record.
UCUAUUUUUUGGUCUACCCUCUCAAAACACACACACAAAAAACAAGAGAAAUUAAAACACAAGUUUGACAAGGGGUGACACUUACCAUAACAAAGUCGUAGAAAAGGUCCACAACCACAAGCGUCUCACCCUCCUUCCAUUUGUCACCUUAGUGACCACACUCUCAUGCUGUCAAAUUACUCUUAAAACAUUUCUCUCUCAUCCACAAAACAAUCCAACCCAUGACUCCAACUAUAAACUAGGACUACUUACCCUUAAUUUUCACCGUACAACCCCACAACAACUAUCACUACAAGAACAAAUUAACUCCACCCCUAUUCCUUUCAUUCAUUCUUAACCCACUUUCCCCCCUUCAAUCCUAUCUGUCUCUUUCUCUUCUUCUCCUCUUCUCUCUCUUCUUUCUUUUUUUUUCUUUUUUUUUUUUUAUUUUUUUUAUGGCUUUGAUUGUGGAUCAACAAUCAAACUUCAAACACUUCUGUAAAAUUUGCAAAAAAGGAUUUGGUUGUGGAAGAGCUCUGGGAGGACACAUGAGGGCUCAUGGAAUAGGAGAUGAAUCAGGUCACAUGGAUGAUGAUGACCCAGCAAGUGAUUGGGAAGAUAGGCUUGGUGGAAAUGUUCCACCAAGCAACAAGCGCAUGUAUGCUCUUAGAACAAACCCUAAUAGGUUAAAGAGUUGUAGGGUGUGUGAAAAUUGUGGCAAGGAGUUUUUGUCUUGGAAAUCCUUUCUUGAGCACGGUAAAUGCACCUCCGAGGACGCAGAGUCCCUCGUAUCCUCUCCAGGGUCCGAUGCUGCUGAUGAUGGCAUCGAACCUACCAGGAGAGGAUGCGGGUGGUCCAAAAGAAAGAGGUCGUUAAGAGCAAAAGUGGGUAGCUUCAAUUACAAUUGCCCCUCAAGCGAAGAGGAAGACCUAGCGAAUUGCUUAAUGAUGUUGUCCAAUGCGAUUGUGGACCCUCUGACGUCAGCCGCGGCCGAGCCAGAAGAGUCUUGCGCCUCGGCGAGCAGAGAGGAGGAGCAAAGAAGAAACCCUAUGAACUUUGUUGCACCAUUCUCUUCUUAUAAAGUUCCAAACAACGAUAACAACAAUAACAAUAACAACAAGGCCAAAGGUGUUGCUAAGGGUUUGUUUGAAUGCAAAGCGUGCAAGAAGGUUUUCAACUCGCACCAGGCGUUGGGUGGCCACAGAGCUAGCCACAAGAAGGUUAAGGGCUGCUUUGCGGCGAGGCUGGACAAUCUGGACGACAGCCUCGCCGACGAUGACGUCAUGACACACGAAGAAUUCUUCCCUACAAAAUCAAACUCAACAUUCCAAUUUGAUCAAAACCCUCACCAUAACUCAGCCACAUUGGCCUCAUCAUCAAAGAGGAAAUCAAAGGUUCAUGAAUGCUCCAUUUGCCAUAGAAGCUUCUCCUCAGGACAAGCAUUGGGAGGCCACAAAAGGUGCCAUUGGAUCACAUCAAAUGCACCGGACACUUCCACAUUGGCUAGGUUUCAACAAUUUCAGGAACAUUUGGAUCAAAUACCAAAGUUUGAUGGAUCUUCUGAGCCUCUUGAUCUCAAACUUGACCUCAACCUUCCUGCACCAACCAAUGAUCUUUCUAGAAGGAAUAACAAUGUUAAUGUUUCCACAGAAAUCUUCUUGCAGCCAUGGGUAGGAGGAGCAGGAGGAGGAACCGCCACAAAGGAAAACAAUACAAACAUGAAAGAUGAUAGCAACAAUAAUAACAACAAUAGCCAGAGUCAAAUUAGUCACCAGCACCCCACCAACCAUAACCAAAUUGAUCAUAAUGAAAAUGUUGGUGUUGAUGGGGACAAGAAUAAUAGUAACCCCAACAACAACAACAACAAUAACAAUGAUUUGAUGCAAAGUGUGGAUAAUGAAGCUGAUAGUAAGAUCAAGCUAGCAAAACUUAGUGAGCUAAAGGAUAUGAACAUUGGUGGCACUUCUUCACCAUGGUUGCAGGUUGGAAUUGGUUCAACAACUACUGAUGUUGGCACCGAUCAGUAAUACAUACUUUUUUUUUCUUUUUUGGUGGGGAUAAAUCAUAUAA